This is a messenger RNA of Lepisosteus oculatus (spotted gar), 820 nucleotides long. It is a transcript of the gene ppil3, whose product is annotated as peptidylprolyl isomerase (cyclophilin)-like 3. Lineage: Eukaryota; Metazoa; Chordata; Actinopteri; Semionotiformes; Lepisosteidae. Gene Ontology annotation, biological process: protein peptidyl-prolyl isomerization; protein folding. The record is from RefSeq and is a predicted model, not a curated record. Gene Ontology annotation, molecular function: peptidyl-prolyl cis-trans isomerase activity. Gene Ontology annotation, cellular component: catalytic step 2 spliceosome.
UGUCUACCAGAUGCGGAACUACUGUGCUUGUUGUGAUAUUUCCGGUAGGAACAGUUUGUGAGAAGGACCACAAUAUCUGCGUUGUGGAAAAUUCGAAAAGUCUGCGAAAUGGCAGUUACGUUGAACACAGACCUGGGAGACAUUAAAAUCGAGCUGUUCUGCGAGCGUUCUCCGAGAGCGUGCGAAAAUUUCUUAGCUCUGUGUGCCAGUGGGUUCUACAAUGGUUGCAUUUUUCACCGGAAUAUCAAAGGUUUUAUGGUUCAGACGGGCGAUCGAACAGGUACAGGAAAAGGUGGAACAAGUAUUUGGGGGCGGAAGUUUGAAGACGAAUUCAGUGAACAUCUUAAGCACAACGUGAGAGGAGUUGUGUCCAUGGCAAACAAUGGCCCAAACACUAAUGCCUCCCAGUUCUUCAUCACGUAUGCCAAACAGCCUCACCUUGAUAUGAAGUAUACAGUAUUUGGAAAGGUAAUAGAUGGCUUGGAGACGCUGGAUGAAUUGGAAAAGCUGCCAGUUAAUGAGAAAACGUUUCGGCCGUUGAAUGACGUUCGGAUUAAGGAUGUUACUAUGCACGCUAACCCUUUUGCGGGCUAGUCUCCAGCUGCCAGCAGUGUGCCUCAGCCACCGUUACAAAACAACAUUAUUAAAACUUCUGGAUGCAGACAAAUAUCUGCAGGGUCUGUAAUGUUUGCAGUUACGUUAUUGUAUUACUUGGAAAGAAAUCUUCACAACAGGCCCUUGUUCCACUUCUUUAUUUUUUCAUAUGUGAUGUUUUGGUUUAAUUUAUAUUACAUUUAAAAUAAACCUUUUUUUUUAAGUA